CUCUUGCUCUCCUUAUCUCUGCUGCUCUGCACCUUAUCUUCAUUUAUCGACUUCUUCAGACAAUGGCGAAUGAGGACUCAGAUAAUCCAGCUGACUCGCAACAGCAAGAAGAACAAGAAGACACAAAUCAAGAACAAGAAGACCAAAACGAAGUAGACGAAGAUGACGUGAAAUGGUCCUCUUCUUCUUCUUCUAAUUCUGAUUCUGACUAUGGUUCCGAUUACGAAUCUUACUCCGACUAUGAUUACACUACAGAAUCCCAACAACAGGAACAACAACAAGCUGACCCGCUUCUCUCCAAUAUCCGGCGGGGCCGGGGGCCUCAAGACACCGAGGACAACACUCCCGAGGCCAACUUCCGGCGAUACGCCGAAGUCUUGGAUAGCAGCGUGCGGGAGUGGGAAGAGGAAGAGGACCGCGAAUACGAGUACUAUGAGGACCUAUAUAACUUCCCUAAAGACCCUGAGAAUUGGCGGGAGGAGGAUCUCAAGGAGCUCUGGGCGGACGCUCCAGUCGGCAUGACCAAGCCUGGGUGGGACCCGGUUUGGGCAGACGAGGAGGACUGGGAGGUGGUUAAUGAGGAGAUUCGCGAAGGCAGAGACCCUCCCAUUGCGCCAUUCUAUGUACCCUACAGGAAGCCUUAUCCUGUCAUACCCGACAACCAUUACGAUAUAUCUAAUCCCAAAGCAGUCAUCGAAGAGUUGGAUAGGAUUGAGGAGUUUCUCAAAUGGGUCAGCUACAUUUUUCCCGAUGGAAGCUCGUACGAGGGCACUGUUUGGGAUGACUUGGCUCAUGGCAAGGGAGUCUAUGUUGACGAAAUCGGUCUGGUCAGGUAUGAAGGUGAAUGGCUACGUAAUGACAUGGAGGGUCAUGGUGUGGUUGAAGUUGAUAUUCCUGAAAUGGAACCCCUACCAGGCUCCGAGCUUGAGAAAAAAAUGCGUGCUGAAGGGCACGUCUUCUCAAGAGACUUCUUACCCCCUGAAGACAAAGAAUGGCUGGAAAUGGAUAUUGAAGAUAGUGUUCAACUUGCAGGAGGGAACUAUGAGAUCCCGUUUUAUGAGAGAGAUACAUGGAUCAAAGAAUUUGGGAGGAAACCGGAAAAGGGUCGGUACCGAUAUGCUGGCCAGUGGAAGCAAGGCAGAAUGCAUGGAUGUGGUAUUUAUGAAGUCAACGAGCGUUCCAUAUAUGGUAGGUUCUACUUUGGGGAGCUUUUGGAAGAGGAUGAUGAUUAUGGCUGCGACGAGGAAACUUCUACGCUCCAUGCAGGUAUAGCAGAAGUAGCUGCUGCAAAGGCUCGGAUGUUUGUUAACAAGCCAGAUGGAAUGGUCAGAGAACAAAGGGGUCCGUAUAGUGAUCCUCAACACCCUUAUUUCUACGAAGAAGAUGACGUGUGGAUGGCACCAGGCUUCAUUAACCAAUUUUAUGAAGUCCCUGAUUAUUGGAAAACAUAUGUGCAUGACGUUGAUCAGGAAAGAGAAUUGUGGUUAAAUUCUUUCUAUAAAGCUCCGCUAAGAUUACCCAUGCCUGCCGAGCUCGAGUAUUGGUGGUCUAAAGAAGAGGAACCCGAAUUUGUCCUUAUCAACAAGGAACCAGAAGCUGACCCUGAAGAUCCAUCAAAGCUUGUAUAUACAGAAGAUCCCCUUAUUCUGCACACUCCAACUGGAAGGAUAAUCAACUAUGUUGAUGAUGAGAAACAUGGAAUCCGUUUAUUUUGGCAGCCUCCUUUGAAAGACGGAGAGGAGCCAGAUCCAGAGAGGGUAGAGUUGCUUCCCCUUGGUUUUGAUGAGUUCUAUGGACGCGAUACCACUGAGAAGAAGGAAAGUAAGUGGAAGCGACUUGUUAUGGCAAUUGAAAACACAUGCAAGCCAGUAUUUGAUAAGUUAGACAAAUGGACUGAGGAAAAGAAGAAAGAUAGUGAGAUGAAAAUUAAGCUUUAUGAAAAGGAACUUGAACUUAUUGAGGCUGAAUUGUGUUUAGAAGAAGCCAUUGAGGACAUGGAUGAAGAGUUGAAGAUGCAAGAGGAAGAGGAGGCAGCAGAAAUGGAUUAUCCUGAGGAAGAAGAUAUUUCCUCAUCGACGAAAGAAGAUAUUUCUGCAUCAACCAAAGAUGAUAUUUCUGCAUCAGCCAAAGAGGAUGAGAAAUCUUAUCCUCAAGAUGAAGACGAGGAAGAGGAAGAGGAGGAGGAGGAUUUUGGUGAACCAUCAAAUUUUGGGUCAGUGACCACCGAUCAGGAGCCAGAGAAAAAAGAGCAGAAAGGAAACAAACCUGGGGACUCACCUUUUUCUGCAUCAUCUCUUUCAUUUGCUUCUCGUAGCUUUGUCUCAUCAGUUCCUUCUAUGCUGCGUAAACCAAUGUUAUUGUGGAAGAAACAUAAAUGUCCACCGAGGCCUAUCUAUUUGUCACAUGUUGAGGAUUUCAAUGGCACCUUGAAGACGUUUGAUUUUGUUAGUUUUCCUCGAGAGCUUGGCGUAAAAGGGGGCUUGAGAGCUAAAAGGCCAGCUAAUGUGAAGUCUCAAGCUAGAAAACACUCAUCGGAGGCAAUAUCCCCAUUACGUUCCCUGUCUCGUCACCUGUUACAUCCUUCAGCUUUGGUGAGCCAUAAAAGUUUUCCAAAAGUUUCAAGAACGCGUAAUUCUACUUUGCAGCAUGCAGCACCCAAGACACAUUUGGACAGCAUAUUAUCUUUGCACUUGCCGCUGUAUGGUAUGGAACCUCCUCAACAUGCAAUUGUAUGCGAACCUCUGCAGGCUUUCUCUGAAGUAAAAUAGAAUCUUCAGGUGUUCAAGGUAAUAUCCAUUUUUUCAGGGCAAUAUUGAAUUACUUGUGCCAAUUCUUUGGACAUGUACAAUACAUUUGCAAGGUUGGUUCUAUAUAAUCUGUGAAAGUAAGAAAUUGUUGGAACUUCAGUUUGGAAGUGUUUCACUUACCAAAAAGUAUAAGAGUUUGGAAGUGUUUCUAAUGCCA
Tripterygium wilfordii is the source of this 2964-nucleotide messenger RNA. Its product is annotated as protein TIC 100. The record is from RefSeq and is a predicted model, not a curated record. Lineage: Eukaryota; Viridiplantae; Streptophyta; Magnoliopsida; Celastrales; Celastraceae. Gene Ontology annotation, cellular component: cytosol. The coding region runs from base 63 to 2768 and encodes 901 amino acids. The transcript has 11 exons.